AUGGAUAAUUUUCCUGACGGGGUCUCUGCGCCGGAUCUCACUACAUUGUCAUACGAUGAAGCUGUUCCAUAUGAAUCACAAGUUCCCACUCAUCCAUCCAAUGAUCGAGAACGAUGUACAUUGCUCAACCGCAUAGGGAAUACAAAAGUGUACCUUCCCUCUGACACUGCCCAGGCAAGAAUUGCCAAGCUUUCAGAAAGUGACUCUGACACGGGAGUCUGUCUCUGUUUGACCCUGAAGCGCAAGCACACAGAUGGGGACGAUGAUAGUGACGUAGAUAUGGAAGAAGAAAAGACCUCGACUCUAAGAGCAAAUGCUUUGCUACUCACCGGUACCCCCAUUUCCCACCUGCCCACUGCCCGCAUCUUUGCAUAUGCUGCGCAUUUCGACACGCCCCCCAUAGGCCUUGAAUGGCUUGACGACAAUAGCUGCAUCCUCGUUUAUGAAUCAACUGCCGCUGCGCGCACUGCACAUCGGUAUCUCCAAAAAUCUGCGACAGAGGAUAUGGAUGCAGAUGGCUUCAUCACGGCAAAACCCAUUCCAAUUACCUUAUGGCCACCAGAAGAGCGAAUCACCAAGAGUCUGGGUAAAGGCCAAGGGCUAAAAGGUGUCGUACGCAUGCGUUGGGCUAAGGACGAUGAUGUAAAGAAGAAGGGCGCAAAGAAAGAAAGCAACUUUUAUAAGAAAUAUGGAGAAACCGCCGGGAAAGAGGAUGAGGGAGGGGAAGUAUCGCAGAAGAGAAGAAGGAGAGAUGAUUCAAUUGUACGACGUCGGUUGGAUGAUGAUCUUGAUGCGUUUCUUGGAGACGAUAAACCUUCCAAAAUGCGCUCCGACUAUGUGGGUGGAUCACGCAAAACUGUGGAGUGCACUUCUGCGUCCAAUUCUUCGGAGCUAAAAAAUCGUAUUUCUGCGCCGUUGCCGCGCCGCGCGAGGGGUCAGCUUUCGCACCGACUAGCUGACCCGUCAAUUGACGCUGAAGAAGACUGGCGCAGAGCGAGGGGUCGAGGGAGGAGAACACCACGUCCACAAAGAACGCAGCAAGACCUCGAUGAUGAGCUAGACGCUUUCCUGAACGAGAGGGAAUAA
Suillus bovinus is the source of this 1086-nucleotide messenger RNA. RefSeq lists its product as uncharacterized. Gene Ontology annotation, molecular function: mRNA binding; RNA 7-methylguanosine cap binding. The record is from RefSeq and is a predicted model, not a curated record. The transcript has 3 exons. NCBI's taxonomy places the organism in Eukaryota, Fungi, Basidiomycota, Agaricomycetes, Boletales, Suillaceae. The coding region runs from base 1 to 1086 and encodes 361 amino acids.